This is a messenger RNA of Sphaerodactylus townsendi, 3595 nucleotides long. RefSeq names its product cytosolic purine 5'-nucleotidase-like. Gene Ontology annotation, molecular function: 5'-nucleotidase activity. The record is from RefSeq and is a predicted model, not a curated record. Lineage: Eukaryota; Metazoa; Chordata; Lepidosauria; Squamata; Sphaerodactylidae.
CGCGCCUGCUCCAAGCUGCCGCGUCUCCCCCGAGCCGGGUCAGGCCGAGCGAGGAGGCAGCAGAGCCAGGCUGGGCAGGCGGGCAGGCAGGCGGGGGCGGCUGGAGCUGCCCUUGCAGCGAGGAGGCCGGCAGGAGGAGCGAAGCCCCGGGCCCUGCAAGGGACUCCUCUGGAGUCUGCACUGGAGGAGGAGGAGGAGGCGGCGGCGGCGGCGGCGGGCGGGGGCAGCCCUGCAAGUUGGCUGCAGCUCCGCAAUGGGCCGGGCCGCCGGAGGAGGCGGAGGAGGCGGGAAGCCUACCGAGGGGCUGGGGGCAGGGGAGGGGACCGUCGGCUGGGCAGGGCUGAUAGCCUAUCGCUCGCGCAGCCAGCCGGGCCGCCUCUUCUUCGCAGCCAGCCCCGGCCGCCCUCCACUCCGCAGCGCCAGCCGCGAGAUGGGCAGCAUCGCCAAGGAGCCCGUGCCCGCCACCAUGGAGCCCGGCGCGCCGCAGGAGCCCAAGGACGGGGGGCACGCCGAGCACCGGGCAGCGGUCAAGCGGGACUACCAUCACCGGAUCUUUGUGAACCGAAGCCUGGCAUUGGAGAAGAUCAAGUGCUUCGGCUUUGAUAUGGACUAUACACUAGCAAUGUACAAGUCCCCAGACUAUGAAGAACUGGCUUUUCAACUCCUGCUGGAGCAAUUGGUUUCCAUUGGAUACCCCCAUGAGAUCCUAGAGUACAAAUACGAUCCCACUUUCCCUACCAGGGGCCUGGUAUUUGAUGCCUUGUAUGGGAAUUUGCUGAAGGUGGAUUCCCAUGGAAACCUCUUAGUGUGUGCACAUGGCUUCCGCUUCCUCAAAGGGGCUGAAAUCUGGAAUUUUUAUCCAAACAAGUUCAUACAGAGGGAUGACAUGAAGCGCUUUCAUAUCCUAAACACUUUAUUUAACCUGACAGAGACCUACCUCUUCGCCUGCCUGGUGGAUUUCUUUACCAGCUGCUCCCGAUAUGUGAACUGCGACACAGGCUACAAACAUGGCAACCUCUUCAUGUCAUUCCGGAGCAUGUUCCAAGAUGUGCGCGAAGCCAUGGACUACGUCCAUCUCUCAGGCUGCCUCAAGGAAAAGACACUGGAGAACCUGGAGAAGUAUGUGGUGAAAGAUCCUCGUGUUCCCCUCCUGCUGAGCCGCAUGAAGGAAGUGGGGAAGGUGUUCCUUGCCACCAACAGUGACUACAACUACACAGACGCAAUAAUGACAUAUCUGUUUGACUUCAGUGAAGAUGAUACGGAGGAACCUCAGCCCCGUCCUUGGCGUUCUUACUUUGAUCUGAUUGUCGUCGACACGCGUAAACCGCUCUUCUUUGCUGAGGGGACCGUCCUGCGACAGGUCAACACGGACACAGGGAAGCUGCGGAUUGGCACCUACACAGGUCCCCUUCAACACUGUGCUGUUUACUCUGGAGGCUCCUCAGACAUGGUGUGUGAUCUCUUGGGAGUGAAGGGCAAGGACAUCCUCUACAUCGGUGACCACAUAUUUGGAGACAUCCUCAAGUCCAAGAAGAGGCAGGGCUGGCGCACCUUUCUGGUAGUGCCCGAACUGGCCAAGGAGCUGCAAGUGUGGACAGAGAAAAGUGAACUCUUUGAGGAACUGCGGAGUCUGGAUGUGUUCCUGGCUGAGCUUUACCAGCACUUGGACAGUGGAAGCAGCGAGCGCCCAGACAUCAGCUCCAUCAAGAAGCGCAUUCAGAAAGUCACUCACGAGAUGGACAUGUGCUACGGGAAGAUGGGCAGCCUGUUCCGCUGUGGCUCCCGCCAGACUCUGUUUGCCAACCAGCUGAUGCGCUACGCUGACCUCUACGCCGCCUCCUUCAUUAACUUCCUGUAUUACCCUUUCAGCUAUCUCUUCCGGGCACCACCCACACUGAUGCCCCAUGAAUCAACUGUGGAGCACGUGCGUGUGGAGUUCAGUGAGACAGGCUUGCCCCCAGGGCAUCGGAUGCACCCUCUUGGCUUCUACAAGCAACAGAAGCUCCAAAACAUUUUCCAGGACGCCAACCACGACGAGGACUACGACGACUGAAUCCCUCCAAUCUAUGCCGAAGGCAAUCCAGAUGCGACAGAUGAGUCUUGCUCAGCUGAAGCUGAUGACAGGAUGGGAAGGGGGAGAAAGAGGGGCUUCUAAAACAGAAAUAGAUGAUGGUAUUCCCCAAGCCAACGCUAGAAAGACCUAACCUACGAAGCGACUGAUUCUGAAAGGGAGGCCAAGGCUGCACACUGGUCCUUGUGCAAUAGCCCAGUGAGUUGCAAGAAGCCGCUGUAGGAGGCUGACUGCAUCCCUGCCCCAUUGGACACUUCAUCCAACAAGAGCUCUGCCCUCAAGAAUCAAGACCGUCAGCCCCUCCCAGCUGAUUCUGUCUGAAAAUGCUGCCUCUUAUUUCCACAUUAUCAGAGCCUCUGCACGGCUGUCUCAGAUUGGUUCAACAACCAAAAGCAACGUGGGCCUGUUCUCCCUACCUGUGAGGCAUGAAGACCUGACCUUUUGAGGAGGGCAGCGCAUGAGGCCUCCCGUCUCCUGCCUGCUCUCACUGUGCACACCUUUGUUGUGCGUUGGAGAAGCAAAGAAGAAAGCCAGUCUGCUUCCUGAGUGGACACCCUCGCUCUGGGGAGAAACCUCUCCCUCUGGCACCUGCAGAAGACGCCCCGCACCUCCAAGCCCUUCCAGGCAGACUGAGGCUUCACCCCCUGGGAAUUGUGACAGGAUGUGAUUGGGACUGAAACAACUAGCCCUGGAGCUGCAGGAACAUCCCAGGCACAGCCAACUGGGUCUGUGGUGGUCCAGUCACCCUCACAGAGCACAGCCAGUGGCUCUAUUGACAUGUUUUGGGCAUCAGUGUUCAAGCCAGCUCUGCUGUUGAGCUCAGCAGGAAUUUCACAUUCUGUUUGUCAUGCAGGAACAGUAGCCACCUCUCUGUCUCCAGGCAUCUGCCCACUUCCUUACAUUAGUCCACAGGAAGACCACAAAAGAGAAGCAGAAAACAAUUUCUAGACCAGGAGGAUGAGGAACACCCACCUUUGUUUGCUAGGGAGGGCACAGUCAUCAGAAACAGUCUGAAAAGAGCACAGCUCAAGGCCAAGAGAGUCCCUUGAGUGAAGCCGGAUUUUCCUGCAGCCUUAUCCCCUACCAUUCAGAUGCCCUCAUGUAACAAGCCAGUCUGGCCCUAAUGUUAGAUGAAUCUGGAUUUGAGAAGGUUUAAACGAACAGCAGUUUGAGCUGUGUCCCGGGAGCCCUGUCCGGAGGGAGCUGAGAGAAAAGUACAGAUUGUACACACUCUUAAAUGAUGGGGGUAGCAGAGAAACCCAUCCCACUGCAGAAUGCAAGAGGCCCUUCUCCUUUUUGUGCUCACAGAGGAGCACAAGACAGUGUCGGCACAAGGCACGAAAGACUCAGCAGCGCCUUCACUGGAGACUGACAGGCUUUGCUUUCGUUCCUCUGCGAAUCUGGUUCCUAGAAAGAAAUCUUGCUGUGGAACAAGGGCGCUAUUCCCUCCCCCCGAACUCCCCAGUGCCAGAUGUGCACAGUUUUAUUCCAACAAAAAUAAAGAUACCUAUAUUGUGAAAGUUA